Molecule: messenger RNA, 186 nt
Organism: Laccaria bicolor S238N-H82
Lineage: Eukaryota; Fungi; Basidiomycota; Agaricomycetes; Agaricales; Hydnangiaceae
Exons: 1
Coding region: 1-186 (61 amino acids)
Source: RefSeq, a predicted model, not a curated record
AUGCAUGCAUCGAAGCGCUGGUACCCUUCCUUCGUCUACCAUACCCACCCUCGGGGCCUCGAGUUACCAGAAGAUCCAAAGAAGACCCGAAAAUAUGAUCACCAAUGCACCUAUCCGCCUACUUCUCCUCCACAAUCUGCGGAGCUGGAGCCAGUGGGGAGUUUCCGGACCCCAAUUGACGCGUGA